AUGGUGAAUCACUUCGUCUUCGAAUGCGGCCACCGCUUCCCCGAGUUUCCCUCCAAGCUCAAGAAGCUCAAGAGAGCCAUGAGCAUUCGCAGAGCUUUCAGCACGAAAGCAAAGGUCCCCAAGGACAUCGCACGAGAAGGCCUCUGCGAAGUUUGCGUUGAAUUUUCGGCUCAGGACUUCCUCGCCGCAGGAAUCCAAGCCGAAAACGUCAACAAAACCUUCACAGAGCUCCGAGACGAGCGCGUCAGGGAAACCAUCGCGCUCGCCAAGAAGGCAGCCGGAGAGGCAGCCAGGGGAGCAGCCAAGGAGGAGGAAGAGACGACACUCACACUCCACCACCCAACACCCCAACGUCACCUCCAGCGCAAGCCCAUCCCGGGAUCCGCAGACGCCAAACUCUUCAGCGACGAAGACGACGACACCGCAUGGCUCCUCGCCAAGGAUCCAGAAGAAUAG
Botrytis byssoidea is the source of this 456-nucleotide messenger RNA. RefSeq lists its product as uncharacterized. Lineage: Eukaryota; Fungi; Ascomycota; Leotiomycetes; Helotiales; Sclerotiniaceae. The record is from RefSeq and is a predicted model, not a curated record. The transcript has a single exon. The coding region runs from base 1 to 456 and encodes 151 amino acids.